Trifolium pratense (red clover) is the source of this 3632-nucleotide messenger RNA. Its product is annotated as transcriptional corepressor SEUSS-like. Gene Ontology annotation, cellular component: transcription regulator complex; nucleus. The record is from RefSeq and is a predicted model, not a curated record. Bases 355 to 3048 code for a protein of 897 amino acids. Lineage: Eukaryota; Viridiplantae; Streptophyta; Magnoliopsida; Fabales; Fabaceae. Gene Ontology annotation, biological process: negative regulation of transcription by RNA polymerase II; positive regulation of transcription by RNA polymerase II. The transcript is spliced from 11 exons.
CACACACAGUUAAGCACUUAACAGCAGUAGCAGCGGCUACAACAGAAACAGAACAAGCGUUUCACUGAAAUUGAAUAUGCUGUUACUCCUUAUUAUUACCCUAAAUUACACUCAUAAAACCCUAGAAAAUUAAUUACUGGAUGCAAAUUCAGAGAACCCAAGUGGAAAGUUCCAAACUUUUUGCUCCCUCUCAAUUCAUUGAUCAGUUUUCAUACUCAAUUGCACUUCAAUUUCUCAAUUUCUUAACUCUCUCGAGAUUCAUUCAUGUGGAUGAUAUUUGAAGGUUGCUCAUUUAUGGGAUGUAGUGCAAUUUUGUCCUGCUUAGGUGAUUGCUUGAAGACCAACUGUUGAGACAUGGUACCUCCGGGUCCAGGGCCACCAACUCCCAUUGGCGGUGCUCAUUCUCUCUCACCUUCUCUAAUGAGAACAAAUUCAGGAAUGUUAGGAGCUCAAGGGGCUCUCAUGUCUUCGCAGACAUCUUACCCUUCGCUCAUGUCUCCUCGUACUCAGUUCAACAACAUGAACAUUCUAGGAAAUAUGUCCAAUAUAACUUCUAUGCUGAAUCAAUCAUUUUCAAAUGGAGUUCCAAGUCAUCUCACUGGUCAAGGAAGUAGCCAGCGUGGAGGAAUUGAAACUGGAGCUGAAACAGGCCAACUUUCCAGUGCUGGAAAUGGGACAAGCUUCAAUAAUUCUCCAUCCUCAUUUAUGCAAUCAAAUAUGGCGAAUGUAGGUUACUCUGGUCAAAUUCAGGGUCAGCAAUUUUCGAACCCUUCUAGCAACCAACUAUUGCCAGAUCAUCAACAUUCUCAACAGCUUGAUCCUCAAAAUUUCCAACACAGCCAGCAGUCAAUGCAACAGUUCUCUCCUCUGAAUACACAGCAGCAGCAACAUUUUCAAUCAAUGCGAGGAGGAAUAGGUGGAAUGGGACCAGUGAAGUUAGAGCCCCAGGCAAACAAUGACCAACAUGUACAGCAUCAGCUGCAAUCAAUGAGGAAUCUUCCUCCAGUGAAAUUGGAUCAACAACAAAUUCAAACAAUGAGAACUCUUGCACCAGUUAAAAUGGAGCCCCAGCAUUGUGAUCAACCGUUAUUUUUGCAGCAGCAACAACAGCAGCAGCAGCAGCAGCAGCAACAGUUCCUUCACAUGUCGAGACAAUCUUCUCAGGCUGCUGCUGCUCAGAUCAAUCUUUUGAACCAUCACAGGCUUUUACAGUUACAACAACACCAGCAGCAACAACUCUUAAAGGCAAUGCCUCAGCAACGAUCUCAAUUACCACAACAAUUUCAACAGCAGAAUAUGCCUACGCGGUCUCCUGUGAAACCCACAUAUGAACCAGGGAUGUGUGCAAGGCGGCUGACAUACUACAUGUAUCAGCAACAACAUAGACCCGAGGAUAACAACAUCGAGUUUUGGAGGAAGUUUGUCGCUGAAUAUUUUGCUCCCAAUGCGAAGAAGAAGUGGUGUGUUUCUAUGUAUGGAAGUAGCAGACAAACAACUGGAGUUUUCCCUCAGGAUGUAUGGCACUGCGAAAUAUGUAAUCGCAAACCUGGCCGUGGGUUUGAAGCAACUGUUGAGGUUCUUCCCAGGCUUUACAAGAUAAAGUACGAAAGUGGUACUCUGGAAGAGCUACUUUAUGUUGACAUGCCCCGUGAAUAUCAUAAUUCCUCGGGCCAAAUUGUUCUAGACUAUGCAAAAGCGAUACAAGAAAGUGUUUUUGAGCAACUUCGUGUUGUUCGUGAUGGUCAACUUCGAAUAGUUUUCUCUCCAGACCUGAAGAUAUGCUCUUGGGAAUUUUGUGCCCGUCGGCAUGAAGAGCUCAUCCCCAGAAGAUUGUUAAUACCUCAGGUUAGUCAGAUUGGAACGGUUGCUCAGAAAUACCAGUCUUUAACUCAAAAUACAACACCGAAUAUAUCUGCUCCAGAGUUACAAAACAAUUGCAAUAUGUUUGUUACGUCAGCCCGUCAAUUGGCUAAAACCCUCGAAGUUCCAUUAGUUAAUGAUUUAGGAUAUACUAAGAGAUAUGUGCGCUGCCUACAGAUAUCAGAGGUGGUAAAUAGCAUGAAAGACUUGAUAGAUCACAGUAGAGAAACAGGGACUGGACCUAUGGAGAGCUUAGCCAAAUUCCCUCGGAGAACAGUUAAUUCGUGUGGAGUUCGAAAUCAAACUCAACAGCAUGAAGAUCAAUUAAAACAACAACAGCAACAACAAAUGGUGGUACAUAACUCAAAUGGAGAUCAAAACCCAGUGCAAGCUGCUGCCGUGCAAAUUGGUUCCGGCAACGGUAUGGUUAGUGUAAAUAGUUCUGUCAACUCAGGGUCUGCAUCAACAACCACAAGCACUAUUGUUGGACUUCUCCACCAAAACUCCGUGAAUUCUAGACAAAAUUCAAUGAACAAUGCAAACAGUCCAUAUGGAGGUAGUUCUGUUCAGAUUCCAUCCCCUGGUUCCUCCAGUACCGUGCCACAGGUCCAGCCAAGCUCAUCACCUUUUCAGUCACCGCCUACACCAUCCUCAUCUAAUAACCCCCCACCAACACCUCAUUCUACUUUAACGCCUCCCAAUCAAAUAAAUACAACAAAUUCAACAGCUAAUAUUUCCUUGCAACAACAACAUCAAUAUCAACCAUCUCUUUCUGGUGAUGCUGACCCAAGUGAUGCUCAAAACUCGGUCAAAAAAAUCAUACAUGAGAUGAUGAUGGCCUCCCAGAUGAAUGGCACAGGUGGAAUGACAGGUGUUGGUUCUCUAGGAAAUGAUUUGAAGAAUGUAAAUGGCAUUCUGCCAAUGAGUGCAAAUACAGGGCUCAACAAUAGUAAUGGCACACUUCACAAUAAUACAGGUGUUGGUAGUUAUGGAACAAUGGGGUUCGGUCAAUCCACUAUGCCUAAUGGAAUCAGAGCUUCUAUGGUAAACCAUUCAAUCAUGAAUGGAAGGGGAGGAAUGUCAUCUAUUGCUCGGGAUCAAGCUAUGAAUCAUCAAUCGGAUCUUUCAAAUCAACUACUUAGUGGUCUAGGAGCAGUAAACGGUUUUAGUAAUCUUCAAUUUGAUUGAAAACCUUCUCCUUGAUAGCCUUUUCCGUUUCUAGAUGGUAUGCAUGUUGUGGUUCUUGACAGCUGCUUGUGCUGCAUGAUGAGCAAUGGUAGAAUUGCCUUCGAUGGCAGGACACAGUUGGGUAGUGAUAGGGUGUAGGCGACUGUGCCGAUAUAUGAUUUUAUAUAUAAGAAAUGAAAAUUUGAUGGCUGGUUUGGCUUAUGCGGCUGAUUUUUUCUUGUGAAUUCAAGUAAAUUUAUGUUUAAAUUUUGUACUGUCAUGGGUUUUUUCCACCAAACUCGCCCUUGAUACACACAGUUGAGGAAGGUGACAAUUUUUGUCUACAAAAGUAACCGGUUGUUGGGAAAGUAAUUAGAUAUUAUCCCAAACAAUCAUCAAUUUUAAGGUAAUCAGCAUUCAAACAUUGAAGGAAGUCUGUUUAUCCAGUGUAAACUUUUACAGAUGAUGAAAAAUUCAAGAAAUAUACAAAGAUUAUUCAAUGUGUUGAAUCCAUAAAUUGAAAGAGGAUCAUUACAUAGUGAUGAUAAAGAUACAAACUACCUUUUGCCUUGUAAGGCAUGGAAAAGAAUGGGAUAAAAUGAAAA